AGCUGCCGAGGCAGCUGUCUCGGCAGCUGCUGGGCGACUCAGGAAGGUGAACUACUGCUGCUUCCCGAGGGCCUGGUCCACGGUCUCUGCCUCGGCCAAACAUGGACUUCAGAGAAAUUCUGCUGAUAGCGUCCAAGGGACAAGGAGUCAAUAAUGUGCCUAAAAGGUACAGUUUGGCAGUGGGACCUCCCAAGAAAGAUCCGAAGGUUAAAGGAGUUCAAUCAGAAGCUGUACAAGCUUUUCUUCGGAGGAAAGAAGAGGAACUCAGACGAAAAGCCUUAGAAGAGAAAAGGAGAAAAGAAGAGCUAUUGAAAAAACGAAUUGAGCUCAAGCAUGAUAAAAAAGCCAGAGCAAUGGCUAAGAGGACAAAGGAUAAUUUCCAUGGUUACAAUGGGAUUCCUGUUGAGGAAAAGUCAAAGAAGAGACAGGCAGUGGAAAACCAUACCACCCAGGCAACAGACCAAGACUAUGAGAUGGAAGAAGAGGAUGAAUUCUUAGAUUACAAUCAAGGAGAACCAGAUCAGGGGUUUGAAGAAGAUCAAGAGCCUCCCAAAGUUGAAAGCAAACCAAAGGCCCCCCUUAAAAGUGCCCCACCACCACCCAUGAACUUCACUGAUCUACUCAGGCUAGCUGAGAAAAAGCAGUUUGAACCAGUAGAGAUCAAGAUAAUCAAGAAAGUAGAAGAGCGACCUAUGACUGCAGAAGAACUUAGGGAACGAGAAUUUCUGGAACGAAAGCGUAUGAGAAAGAAACCUGAGACAGAUGCAAAACUACCUCCAACUGUGUCCAGAAAGGUACCUUUGCAGAAAGAAAGUGUGAGCACAAAACUUAGCAAAAGUUCUGCAGACAGGCAUACUCCUUCUAAAGGAUUUCCCCUUCCUCAUACUGAGAAGAAAUCCAGACCCAGCAUGGCCAGUGAGAAACACCAAGCUGUGUCAUCAUCCAAAUCCGAGCCAGGAGAGAGGACCAAGACAGGAUCUGGCAAUAGCUCCCAGCCCUCAGUUCGCGAAGGCCAUAACAGACCUGUUUUCAAUGGGGCUGGAAAGUCCCACUCCAGCACAUAUUCACCAAGUGUCCCAAAGACUUCUGCCAGUGGGACUCAGAAGCCUGCUACUGAGCACAAAACCAAAAAACCUCCUUCCCUUCCUAGUCAUUCCAAACCUGGAUCCAUGGUCUCCCCAUCCAAUAAGGUCAAGAGUCCAGGUGUCAAGCAGCCCGGAAGUAGUUCUAGUUCGGUCCCUGGGCGACCCAGUACAGGGACUCCUCGGCCCACAGUCAGUCCCGGCCCUGUGCCCAGGCGCCAGAAUGGCAGCUCUAACUCAGGACCUGAACAACCAGUCAGUGGGACCAAAAAGCCAACCAGUGACUCAAAGCCCUCUGGGCUGCCUGCCAGUGGCACAGGUGGCCCCAGACGGCCUGCAAGCACCACAAAUGGCCCUGGGCGACCCCUCAGUGGCUCCAGCAGUGCUGGUAGACCUAUCGUCAAUUCUGGAGGCCCUGGGCGGCCAGUGAGUGGCUCGGGCACCCCUGGGCGAUCAGCUGGUGGCCCUGGAAGGUCCGUAAAUAGCUCAGUUCCAGCUGGACGGCCUGUCAGUGGUUCAGGCCCUGGGAGACCUGCAAGCAGCCCGGCACCUGCGCGGACAGUCGGUGGUUCAGGUCCUGGAAGACCGGCGAGCAGCCUGGGACCUGGACGGACAGUCGGUGGUUCAGGUCCUGGAAGACCAGCAAGCAGCCUGGCACCUGGACGGACAGUCGGUAGUUCAGGUCCCCCUGGAAAACCUAAGUGCACUGUUGUCUCGGAAACAAUUUCUUCAAAGAAUAUCAUUAGCCGGCCCAUCAACGGACAGAUGAGUGGAAUGAAGCCACCCUUGUCUGGCUACAGAUCUACCCAAGGUCCUCAGAGAUUUCCUUUUCCUGCUGGUUAUAAGCGGCAGCGAGAAUAUGAGGAGGAAGAAGAUGAUGAUGAUGAUGAAUAUGACUCUGAAAUGGAAGAUUUUAUUGAAGAUGAAGGAGAACCUCAGGAAGAAAUAUCGAAGCACAUUCGAGAAAUCUUUGGCUAUGACCGAAAAAAAUACAAAGAUGAAAGUGAUUAUGCCUUACGUUACAUGGAAAGUAGUUGGAAAGAGCAACAGAAGGAAGAAGCAAAAAGCUUACGACUGGGUAUGCAAGAAGACUUGGAAGAAAUGAGACGUGAAGAGGAAGAAAUGAAACGUCGAAAGGCCAAGAAGCUCAAGAGGCGCUGACUGCUGCUUUUAUGAGAUUCUGGGGACACUGCUGCAAGAAUUUCCUGCCCCCUUACCAUUUUAGAUUUAUAUUUGGGUACUCAAGGAGAAGGAAUGCUUAUAGUCCUUGGAGCAUAAAGUACUUUUAAAGACUUUCCAGGGUUAAAUCUGUAAUGCAGAUGACAAUGCCCGCUAUGUGCUCUUCGGAAGCUGACUGUUUGCAGAUGCCAGCCUUGGUCCUGAUAAGCUAUGCACUCUGUGGGGUCACUCUGCAGUCCUCCAGUCACUUAUGUUCCUUUGCUACUUUAAAAGGAAAAAGAAAGGAGGAAGAAAAGGGGUUUGCCUCUUAACUUCUGUAGUUCUGCUCAUGUGUGAGUGGGACACUGCCCAGCUCCCAGACUUACUGGCCUUUCCAUGAAUGUUGCCAGCAAUAAAAUGGCCUGUCCUAAUCUAUGUGUUUAGAUUAAGAACUUGAAAAUGUAGGGUAAGCUUUUUAAUUAUCAUAUUCAUGUCAUCCUUGUUACUCUAAAGUACAAAGUAGAAUAAAUUAUAUUAUCAUCUGUACUACUCAAUGAAUUGGAUGCUGAGCAUUCUUAUUUAGGUAAUUGAGCAACUAACAGAAAAAUUUCCAAGUUAAAAUACAAGAAUAUUCUCCCAGUUUUCCUUUCAGAUUUACUGUUUGAUUUCAUGGAAUAAACAAGAUCACUGUGCUGAUUGAUUUUUACCUAAGAAUUUUUCAUUUUUACAUUGAAAAGUUAUUAUAGUCAGACAUUAAAUUAGGAAGAGUAAUAGA
Messenger RNA from Ochotona princeps (American pika), 3015 nucleotides. It is a transcript of the gene SPTY2D1, whose product is annotated as SPT2 chromatin protein domain containing 1. Gene Ontology annotation, molecular function: DNA binding; histone binding. Gene Ontology annotation, biological process: regulation of DNA-templated transcription; nucleosome assembly. Lineage: Eukaryota; Metazoa; Chordata; Mammalia; Lagomorpha; Ochotonidae. The record is from RefSeq and is a predicted model, not a curated record. The coding region runs from base 102 to 2243 and encodes 713 amino acids. The transcript has 6 exons. Gene Ontology annotation, cellular component: nucleolus.